Messenger RNA from Piliocolobus tephrosceles (Ugandan red Colobus), 3878 nucleotides. It is a transcript of the gene TNFAIP1, whose product is annotated as TNF alpha induced protein 1. NCBI's taxonomy places the organism in Eukaryota, Metazoa, Chordata, Mammalia, Primates, Cercopithecidae. The transcript has 7 exons. The coding region runs from base 460 to 1410 and encodes 316 amino acids. Gene Ontology annotation, cellular component: Cul3-RING ubiquitin ligase complex. The record is from RefSeq and is a predicted model, not a curated record. Gene Ontology annotation, molecular function: protein binding; ubiquitin-protein transferase activity. Gene Ontology annotation, biological process: negative regulation of Rho protein signal transduction; protein ubiquitination; protein homooligomerization.
AGAGGUUGCUGGGAAACAGAGGCCCGAGGGGAGGUCGGGCCUACAAGACCCAGAAGCCUUAGCGCCGGCAAGACGGCCGGAAGUGGCUUUCCUCUCUCCCCAAAGACCCACGGGGGAUUCCGCCUUCUUCCUUUUAGACCCUUUCCCGGAUAGAGCGCUAUGCACGCAGGGACUUGUAGUCUCAGGCUCCCCGACCGGCGGGGCUUGGCCGCACUCCGGGCGGAGUCGGCGACCGCAGGAUGUGAGCUCACAGCCCGGGACUGCUGGUGGGCAGGCGGCUGUAGGCUAGGGGCGGCUCGGAGUCCGCUGGCCACCCAGCUGAGAGGAGAGGCGCCUCCGGGGACGCACUGAGAGUAUGAGGCUCUGGCCUCCACUGGCCACUCACUUGUGACCCUUUCCACCACGGCGGAGCCUUCCAAGCCUACCUCCUGCCGUGUGGUGAUCUACCUGCAGCGGGAGAUGUCGGGGGACACCUGCCUGUGCCCGGCCUCAGGGGCCAAGCCCAAGCUCAGUGGAUUCAAGGGAGGAGGGCUGGGCAACAAGUACGUCCAGCUCAAUGUGGGCGGCUCUCUGUACUAUACCACUGUGCGGGCCCUGACCCGCCACGACACCAUGCUCAAGGCCAUGUUCAGCGGGCGCAUGGAGGUGCUGACAGACAAAGAAGGCUGGAUCCUCAUAGACCGUUGUGGAAAGCACUUUGGCACCAUUUUGAAUUACCUCCGAGAUGACACCAUCACCCUCCCUCAGAACCGGCAAGAAAUCAAGGAAUUGAUGGCUGAAGCAAAGUAUUACCUCAUCCAGGGGCUGGUGAACAUGUGCCAGAGUGCCCUGCAGGACAAGAAGGACUCCUACCAGCCUGUGUGCAACAUCCCCAUCAUCACAUCCCUGAAGGAGGAGGAGCGGCUCAUCGAAUCCUCCACCAAGCCCGUGGUGAAGCUGCUGUACAACAGAAGCAACAACAAGUAUUCCUACACCAGCAACUCUGAUGACCACCUGCUGAAAAACAUCGAGCUAUUUGACAAGCUCUCCCUCCGCUUCAACGGCCGCGUGCUCUUCAUCAAGGAUGUCAUUGGCGACGAGAUCUGCUGUUGGUCCUUCUACGGUCAGGGCCGUAAGCUGGCAGAGGUGUGCUGUACCUCCAUCGUGUAUGCCACAGAGAAGAAGCAGACCAAGGUGGAAUUCCCAGAGGCCCGAAUCUAUGAGGAGACACUCAACGUCUUACUCUAUGAGACUCCCCGCGUCCCCGACAACUCCUUGUUGGAGGCCACAAGCCGUAGCCGCAGCCAGGCUUCCCCCAGUGAAGACGAGGAGACCUUUGAACUGCGGGACCGUGUCCGCCGCAUCCACGUCAAGCGCUACAGCACUUACGAUGACCGGCAGCUCGGCCACCAGUCUACUCAUCGUGACUGACCAGACCCUCAGAGAGUCAGGGCACGGGAGGCCCUAUCUCCCGUCCUGUGGAACCUGCCCUAUUGGCCACCCCAUGCUGCUGCUGGCUGGGUCUCUGCUCCAGCACCCAGAGGCAUGACAGACCCUGCUCGGAGGUCAGAGGGUCUGGGCAGAGGAGGGACCACAUUCCUCUGCCUUGCCCCCGAGCACUUACGGAGACUGAGUCCUGUCCUAUCUGCUCACCAUCACCCUUCCUGUCUGACAGGGAGCUGCUUUUGCUCCCUGGGGCAAAUGGACUGACCCACCUCCUGCUGAGAACCUUCCCCUAGGCCCUCUGUGGAAGGGCUACUGCCCCUUAGGCCUCAGCUGAGGCCCACGGGGAAUGGGUUCAUUCUGGGGAAAAGGCCGCUCCUGGUGGCGUAGAGGCCCAGUUUUAUAAUGGAGGGUGGGAUGUCUUUUUUCCUAAGGUGUUUAAGCACAAGGCUUGGUGAGUUUGGUUUUUAAAAAAUAAUCUAGGAAAUGAAUAGUUCUAAAUCUAGUAACGAGGAAACUGGGCAUUUCUUUUGCCCUCCAGGGUGCCAAGACCCUACAUAUGGCAGAACCCUUGGCCCUUCUCCAUGCCUGUGGGAUCUGUUUCUUUAAAGCACUUUGUACUGUUAUUCAGGAGGUUGAUAUUCUCCCUGACCCAUGUCUUUCUAUCCUAAUCCCCGCUUCCCUGCAGAAUAGAGGAUAAAGAGGGGAUAAAGAGGAAGCAAUAAAAAAACAUCCAACAAAGCAGCUCUGGCUUUGCCAGCCUGGCCAGCAGCUCAGAGUGCACCGAGGAGGGAAGGAUGGCUAAGCUGGGACCUGCAGUCCUCACAGGGUGCCUGCAAGAAAAGACAUUUUACCCCCCCCAUCUUAGAGUCACAUCACUGGCUCCUAGGUCUAGCAUGACGGCUCUUUAUGGUUCUCUUGAGUACCCUUGGCUUCCAGCCAUGCUGUCCUCACAUACGGUAAAGCCAAAGAGCUGUCACGGGGGCCAGAAGCAUGAGCCACGGCAGGAAGACCGUGGAGCCCGUGGGUACUGCAUGGUGUUGCCUGGCAUGCCCAUCAGCUGAGGACAGCAAACUCAGAGCACGGUGCUCCCAGCAGCCCCUGCACAGAGGUGGCCCAUGCUUGGCCACACAUCUACCCCCUGCCCACACCACCUAUGGUCUUGGUUUGUCCUGGCUGGGAUGGUGGUUCUGCCCAGUGGUGUCUCAGUGCAGGAUGACAGGAGCAACCGAAGCACCCUGAAGGCCUUCACUCCUUGUUGGGUAACUCAGCCAUGGAGAUGCCAAGCACUAGCCAGGAGGUAUGUUCCUCUUUAGGGCUUUGGUUUUUAUUUCUUUUUGUUUGGCUUGGCCAAACCAGAAUUCAGCUUAUCUGAAUUAUUUUCCAAAGGAAUGCUAUCAGGGAGGGACUGUUCUGCCAGCCUAACAAAGCAACGUAGCCACAUACUGUACCCACUUUCCGCUCUUUGGAGAGAACACAGGUUAUCAAGUUUAUCCCUCUUAACUACUUUUAUGAUAGCUGAUGCCACAGAGCCUAUGGGCAAAUGCCAGACCCAGGGUUAGACACUCACAAGGACCUGAAGUGACAUGACGGUGGGACAGGGGAAAUGUGACUUUCUAAUUAGGCAUUUUAUGUUAGUCACAGUCUUGAAUGUAUAAAUAGCACUAAGACUCUCAGGUCAGGUACCUUGGUGACCAGCUACUAGUUCUUCCAGCCCUCAUUGAGGUAACAAGAUAAAGACAAAUCCAUUUAUUUGGCCAAAUUCAGGCUUUGGCUUUGUGACUUUCCCACAGAGACCGGAAUGCGUGGGCCUGAGACCACUGGCCUAUUUUCUCAGCUGCCCUCUUGAGGUCCUUUAAUACUCAGAUUCCCAGCUCCCCACUGAGGUGUUUUGAUGCUUCCUUUUGACCUCCCCAUCCCCUUUAGUCCCUGCUUACCGCUUUGACAUUCACAUCCUCAGUGUCUCGGUCUUUCUUGCCGAGAAAGCACAGUAGCCUGGGACUGGGCAUUUAUCUUCUCUGACUGAAAAUAUCUCCUUGGUCUUAAGGAAAAUACUAACAUUGAACUUACUGACAUGAUCUUAGCUUCUUAAAUCAGACUUUGUGGCUUAAAAGUUUGGGGGUUUUCUUUGAAAGUUUCCAGCCCUAUUCAGAAAGCAACUCUUGGCUGUGUGCAUUUUUCAACUCCAAGCAGCCCAAGGGUAAGUAAACAAAAAAGUAUGGAUGAAGGUCAGACUUUCUUGUCAGUUUCUGAGAAACCUGGCAGCCUGCUGUUAACAACACAGACCAGUAUUGGAUUUUAUUGAAUUUGGUAUGUGACCAAGGUCGGCCUAAAGGAUGGCGCAGGGUCCUGGGCAGGAGAGAAUUUUUCCUUUAUCACAUAACUGUAAUAUUUGGUUGCUCAGCAUUAGUGAUGGAAGUAAACACUAAUUUCUAAUAAAAUUGUGUUAAACUCAA